GGUUAAUCUAAGACAAUUAAUCUAAAACAAAAAUUUAAAUAAUUACACAAAUUCCAAAAAAAAAAUACUUUGGCACAUAAAUACCUAGGUACGCAAGAACUGUUUAAAAUUCAAGAUAGCAACUUACGAUUAUAGUGUUAAAAUUGGUACGACCUCAAGUGCGUGUACUAAUAACAAAUUGCAUUUAGUAUAAAAGGCCGAAAAAAUUUGAAAAAAAUCAUCAGUUGAAUUCGACUAGCUAACAAACAAACUACAACAAAAUGUACAAACUAAUUAUCUUAUUAUUUGUUGCAAUUUUUGCCAUGGCUUUUGCCACUCCAGUACCAGAAGCCGAUCCGAAGCCAGCAGCUAAGCCAGGAGUUUUCGCUGCAGCCUACACAGCUCCUCUAGCUUACUCUGCCUACUCAGCUCCUUUAGCUUACUCAGCUUACAGUGCGCCUCUUACCUACGCAGCCAGUCCGUUCGCUUACAGCGCAUACCCAGCUUACUCGGCUUAUGCUGCUCCUUACGUUGUUGUUUGAUAAUUUUUAUUUGAUGUUGCAAAAUUGUUUUCGGUUAUAAAGUGAUUAAAUGAAAUGGCAUUUGAAUAGUUUGUAGUUAUUUAAAACAUUGCUGAAGCUAGGAACUUAUAGCAGAUGCUUACACCAGCUAACUAUACCUAGCUUACAGCGCAUAUCCAGCUUCAGUUUAC
Ceutorhynchus assimilis (cabbage seed weevil) is the source of this 691-nucleotide messenger RNA. The record is from the annotation of a GenBank genome assembly. Lineage: Eukaryota; Metazoa; Arthropoda; Insecta; Coleoptera; Curculionidae.